This is a messenger RNA of Cylindrotheca closterium, 3087 nucleotides long. NCBI's taxonomy places the organism in Eukaryota, Bacillariophyta, Bacillariophyceae, Bacillariales, Bacillariaceae. The record is from the annotation of a GenBank genome assembly.
AUGAGUGUCACGAGGCAACAACUGCUGGCUCUCUUCCUGCCAAUAAUCCUUUUCUCGCUAAGAUAUUCCCAUCAUAACCGGACCUGCCGAGGGAAUCCUUUCCAGCAUUGCGACGAUACCUCAUCUAGUCUUCGGCAUAAAGAUCUCAAUUCACAAUUGGAUUGUGCAAAUAGUUCCUAUGAAGCCCCGGAACCCUUUGACUUUUUGCACGACUUUUGCACAGAUUGCAAUCCCAUGGUGGAUCACAGCCCGGACCCGUUGGUGGCCAUGACAUGGGGACCCAACGUCGACGACCUGCAGCUUUACCGAAUAUUUGAGCCAGCUCAAGUCCAAGUGGAAGCGGUUGACGAUAAAUGUCGCGUCGAUCUUGGAAAACAAGGAUUGUCGUCAAAGGGAACAAUAUCCAUCUGGGCCAAGCAAAACUGUACAGUUCGUAUUGAUUGGGGAGUCGAGCGAGCUGCCUGGUUGGAGUUGAUUAGUCAUUCCCAGAAGAGGUCAUCAUCAGAUGAAGGUUAUGGUGACCAUUCAUUUCAGAUGCAAGCGGCAGUUUCAGAAUUCAAUCGCCCUUAUCCAGGGAAAACUAUGCCACUCGAACAGUAUGGAAAUUAUACCUAUCGAUUGGAGACCAACGCAAAUUUCUAUGAAGGAGUGCGCUAUACUUGGCUCUACAUCACUUUUCCAUCUACCAAGAAUGGUAAGGAGCAAGAUGUUGACGUACUACAGCAACAGCAACAGCAACAGCAACAACAACAGCAGCAACAACAACAACAACAACAACAACAACAACAACAACAACAACCGCGACGAAUGAAACACACACAGAAUCAGGAGCCAAACGAACUGAUAGAAGUAGUAUCCAGUAUAUCACUGGUGGCCAAAGUCAAGCCCGUCAAUUACACCGGUUUCUUCGCCUCAUCCAAUACCGAGCUAACAAAGGCUUGGUACACUGGAGCCUACGGGGUUCGAUUGAAUAUGGACCAAGAUUACUUCAACUCCAUCUUGAUUGAGCGUGGCGAUCGAGUGGCCAUUCAGGGAGAUGGGCAUCCGACGAUUGAUGCAGCACUCGUCGCCUUUUCACCCUACCAGUUGGUGGCAAAUGUUUUGAACCAAACGGAUUCGGGGAAUCAUCCAGUGGUGGAUCAACAAAUCAUGGCCUAUCCACUCUAUUGGUCCUUGAGUGCCAUUCACUACUACAUGGCAAGUGGCGACCAAGACACUUUUGAUCGUCUCAUACCCGAUAUUGCCAAGAUCUUGGAUGCGCGGAUACAAGACUAUUUGCAACCCGACUUGGAUAUGGGGUGGAUGGGAUGGGAUGAUCGAAUUGGAAACGGUUGGUGUUUUCAUGCACGCAACGAUAAGUGCCCUCGGGAAGCCCACCUCGCGUUUGCAGGACUGGUGGCAAUGGUGUGCCAGCACUUUUAUCAGUCUUUGCUUUUGUCAAGGAACCAGCCGUUCCUGACACAAAAGUACCUUGGACUCUAUCAUCGUCUUGGGCCAAAGCUAGUGCAGGUACCAGAAUGGCCAUCCAAAUUGGGAGUUCAUGCAGCCGCCAAUGCCAUCAACAGUGGCUUUGCAUCCUCCAGCGAUAUUGAAUCAUGGAUGAAUACUGUACUCAAUGAUGCCGUGACAAUUUGUUCCUUUUCCCAAUUCAAUCAAUACUGGAUUCUGCAAGCACUUGGAAAUGCUGGCUACAUGGAACAUGCGCUGGCAUCCAUUCGGCUCUGUUGGUCCGCUCCGAUGGCACUGGACAAAGGAUGCUUUUGGGAACAAUCGUCGCCUGAUUGGAAGACGUUCAUGAAGGAUGGGGAUGUUGCACCUACCAUGCCGUCGUAUUGUCAUCCAUGGUCGUCGGGUGUCACAGCAUGGCUUUCGCAUGUUUUGGGCGGGAUUCGGCCUCUGCAGCCAGGCUACCAACGUUUUCUUGCCGCUCCCUAUUUGUCGCAGAGUUACCCUUCGGUUGCGGCUACGAUCGAUACACCCACAGGUCCAAUUGCCGUCAACGCAACGCUUCGGGAAGUCAAGGUGGAUGGGUCAUGGAGUUACAACGCUGUAUUGACGAAUCCACCAACCCUUCAUGGAUAUUUCGGAAUCCCAACGUCGAUUCUUUCUUCUAGCAAUCGUCCAGUAGCACAAGUGAGCAAAGUCCAAGUGAAUGGAAAAGAUGCAACCUUGCUCAAUGCGACCUUUAUCAGGAACAGCAAGGGUUUCUUCCCGCUACGAGGACAAGCUAACAACAACAGCAGUAUGGGUCUCUUGUCGCUAUUCGACAAGUUUCAGUACAUUCCAAUUCCAAAGACGACGGAUCGAGGAGGAGUCUCACGAGUCGUUCUUGCAGCAACCUAUCUAUCCACCACCAAUAGUGAUAUUGAAAGUCAACGACUACGACAAGAAUCCGAGUCCUUUUCCAAAUAUGCUCCCUUUCCAGAGCCAUCCUAUCCUGCAUCCAUUGUAAGAGUCGAUCGUACGAGUGGUGGAGAUGGAAUCUACAAGUAUGGCAGGGAUGGAUAUUUGUUGCUGGGGUGCAACCACAAUCAGAACGGCAUGAAUGCUACUGACGAGGCAUCGUCAGAUGUCUUGAAAUUGCCAAGCUACAUUCGCAAUGCGACGGUCCUCCAACAUGGAUACCCUGGUUGGAUCGAACCUUCUCGCGAGUUUGUUAUCGACCACGAUGCACAUGAUACCAAAGCCUAUUUGCCCGAGUGCAUGCCUGGGAAAAGAUCUCUUGGUCGAGUUGGAGUGGAUGGUAUUGGUGGAGAACAGCCAGAUUUGAAUAGCAUUUUGAUUCACGUCGAGGUAGCCGAUACUGAUGGAGAGGUAGAAGGGGGUGCUGAUCCAGUUCAGGUCUCCUUGUACUUUGUGGCCAAGACCAAGAGCGAUAAAUUUGCCAUUCAAGUAAUGGACUUGGAGAGUUUGAACAAUAUUGCACAGACGACGGCAAUGGACGAUUACAAAGGCGGAGUUUGGUGGACGGUGCAGUAUGACAAAUCCAUGCGGUUGCGACUGUCGAACAUGCAAGGUUUGCACCUCUCGGGUAUUGGAUUUUCGAGAAGAACUGGAGGUGCUACAGAUAGAACUAUAAUAAGAUGA